GAUUUCUUGAUUGAAUAAUGACCCGAUGCUUGUAUUAUUUGAUCUUUUGUCGCGAUGAAUUCAAAUUGGCGAGCCCGGCAUCAUCCUAGUGUCGGGUACCUUGCAUUAACCCACCCGGUCAAUCGGAUUUGAUAUUGACAUAAUCCUAUUUGUAAAGGGGGCGACCGGUGGUUUUCUAGUUGAUCUCUUGGCUACACCUAUCGAUAUGAGACACUUGAUUUUAAAAGGGUAUUAUAUUAGAUUGUAUUCAUUAAUUUGAAGUGUACUAGAAGGAUGCCAUCGCGAAUGCCACGAUAUGUACCUAGCCCAACUCCCACUAGCUCGCAGUUCAGCUGGGGCUGAACUGGGACCGGGAUGGUCAAUUUUCAUCUAACCUCUGUGUUUAUUCUCCCAAGCUAUUUCAUAACUUUGGUUUUUCAGUCAGCAAGUCCGUUCUCUAUUAACAGAGAGACAUAAUGUCUUCGAACAAUUCAGGUUACUCGGCAACGGAUAUCAUCACCUUCAUCGGUGUGCCCCUAGCCGUCCUAGGUGUACUCCCCAUUUUAUACAACACCGUCGCGACACUAGCCGCCUUAUCAAAAAUAAAGCGCAUGCUCAGACAUGGUCGACUCACUGCGUUAACGCGUAGCGACGUGGUAAACCGCGUUAUCGAAGUGGAACUUCCUCGCUACGCCGUCACACCAUGUGAUCGUUUCACUGAUAUAGAGCUAUAUUGGCAACCCUCAAGACAGCCAAGCUCAAUCCCCGGUGGUUCAUGGACUACCUUCAACUGGCAAUCUCGCGCUAUCGGUGCCAAGACUCAGCGAGUCGAGUAUGCCGAUCAGCUUCGUCAACCCCAGGUCGAUGUCGCAUUCGAUGAGCUUGUAGCUUAUCUUCUUGAUUUGGGAGCUGUUCCGGACGCUCAUGGUUGGAAAUUACUGCGCUCGACUGGAUUGUGGACUCCAAUGGGUUGUUCACUAAUGAAAUCCCCCGAUGGAUACCAUGAAGCUCUGACUAUCGCUCCUUUGGAUGAUUCUGACGGGCACCUCUCACUGAAAGCUAAUUGGUCACCGCAUUGGACGACACGGGAUACCAAUUCCCUACCUCCGUAUUGGAUUAGGCUCCCACCACUACCAAUACCAGAACCAGUGAAAAAAGAUGAAACUGCCGAUCCUGUAGAAGGAGCAUCUGAAUCCCAAGAUGGCCAACAGCCAGAGGUUAUAGAAAAGACUAAAGAGAGGGAGGGAGGUAGCGUACGAAAGGAAUCUCUGGACUCGAUCCAGAAGCAAGCCGAGAAGGUCGCAAGGACCACCAUAACUUGUCAAAUAUCUGUCGACGGUCUAGUCGCCGCAAUGAGCCAAGAGGAGGGGUCCCUAUUCUCAUCUGCAAAUGUCCAAAGCCUUUACAUAGAGCCACUACGAAUCCGCUUAGGGAAAUCCGACGGUGUAUGGUUCGCGAGCGUGGCCACGGCAUACGGAACAACCAGUCAGACUGUACUAUGGAACUACAAAAUCCCUGAUGAGAUCCUCAACUUCGCCCGGCGCGAUACGGUUCCAUGUGGUGUCCUUGUUCUUUUAGGCGUGAUAGACGAUUCCCAGACUCCGGAAUGGGCUACAAAUUACGAUUUCAGCGGGGAAGCACAUGAACAAUUCGUAAGACGCAGCACAGAGCGACGUCUAGCGAUGGCGUCUGAGGCUAGGAUGACGCCUCCCCAAAGAGAGAUCGCGGCCCGUGAGCGAAUGCAAAGGGAGAGCAACCAAAGGAUGCAAGAUAUGCGCGAUCAAUCGCGACUUCAGAGCCAACGCCGAGAAGCUCGCACAUCUGAGGCUUUGCAGAGCCCGAAAUGGGAUAGCAUGCUUGUUGCUGAGCAUAACUUACGCUGGCUUAAGGGUAGAGUUGAUAGCAGUAUGAAAAUUGACCCCGCAUUGAUGAUUAGGGAUGUUGUUGGGAUGUUAUUACACCGUAUGGUCCUUGAUGGCCAAUUUGCCUCUUCAAUAUGCAGGAUGCUGGAUUUGUGGAAGGCUUGGGCGGAUAAUGGGGGCAUGAGAAGAUCUGAUUUGAUUGCCCUCGAAGAUGACCAGGAAACCUUCGCCCUUGCUAGCCUUCUAGUUGCGUUGAUUAGGGAUACUGCGACUGCCCAUGAAGGUACGCUGUCGUUGGACUUGCAGGAGUGUUUACGAAUGUGGAAGAUUGUGCGGUUGGGGUAACCAACACUUAUAAUCGUUCUACAAUUAUGCCUGACUAAUUCGAGCAUAUCGAAAAAGUUUCGCCUAUGAGAUCAUACUUAAUGUUGCGUUUAUGGUGAAGGGGGCGGUAACACGUUAGCCCUAUCUGCGGGUGAGAUACUC
This is a messenger RNA of Hypoxylon trugodes, 2327 nucleotides long. RefSeq lists its product as uncharacterized. The transcript has 2 exons. The record is from RefSeq and is a predicted model, not a curated record. Bases 456 to 2186 code for a protein of 576 amino acids. NCBI's taxonomy places the organism in Eukaryota, Fungi, Ascomycota, Sordariomycetes, Xylariales, Hypoxylaceae.